Messenger RNA from Acanthamoeba castellanii str. Neff, 609 nucleotides. Its product is annotated as phospholipid/glycerol acyltransferase, putative. Bases 1 to 609 code for a protein of 202 amino acids. Gene Ontology annotation, biological process: phospholipid metabolic process. Gene Ontology annotation, molecular function: lysophosphatidylethanolamine acyltransferase activity. NCBI's taxonomy places the organism in Eukaryota, Discosea, Longamoebia, Acanthamoebidae. The record is from RefSeq and is a predicted model, not a curated record. Gene Ontology annotation, cellular component: endoplasmic reticulum. The transcript has 6 exons.
AUGGUGCUGGUGUUCAUGCUGGCAGCAUACAUCGCGAUUGCCUGGCUGCUGUCGCUCUUGGCCUCGGGCGGCAGACCGCGCACUGCACUGCGGGCCGUCACUUCCCUGUUCCUCCGGGUGGGCUUCUUCGUCGGAGGAGUGCGGCUUCACAUCAGAGGGAAGCGUGAGGCAACGGGCACGAUAGUCUCCAACCACUGCUCUUACCUGGACGUGCUCAUACACGCCCAUCAGCACGGAGUGAAGAACGUGUGGUAUUGGGGCUUCCUUUCGCGCUUGCUCGAUUGUCUCUACGUAGCACAUGCAAGGUCGGUCCAGGACACGACAGCCAGAGGCGCGUUCGUGGGUGGAGUGCCGGUGCAGCCGGUCGUCUUGCGGUAUCGCUACCGGCAUUUCAGCCCAACGUGGGAGAGCAUCCCCACCUCGAUUCACGUCUUUUGGCUGCUGGCCUCCUUCGUUCACGAUGUGGACGUAAUCUACUUGCCCACCUACACACCGACCAAGAUGGAGCGACAGAACCCGCAGACAUAUGCCGAUAACAUGCAGAGGGUAUCGUGGCGUGAUGAUCCAUUCUACUGUUCGUCGUGCCAUCGCGCGCACGUGAGCUCGUAA